AAUCUUCACAGUUUCUGCUUCAAUUCUACUAAAAACACAGUAACAAAUUCAUAUUACUCAUUUUAUAAUGGACAGUUUUCCCUUGUUGCCAUUUUCAAGCAAUACAAAUUGGUCAAAUGUAUGCAAAUUUAUCAAAGUCAUAAUAAAAUGUACAACAAGGUAUGAAAAACUUCUGUUUUUUCUAGGCGUAGUAUUUUCAAUAUUAACUGGUAUGUGUCAACCGUUUGAAAGCUAUACACUUGGAGAAACUUCUCAAGUACUGGUUAAAGUUACAAAUGCUAUUAACAAUAAGACUAUAGACCCUGUCGAUCUUGCGCAUGCUUACAAACUUUUUGAAAGUGAUAUGAAUCGCGUUGUGCUUUUAUUUUUCCUUGUUGGCUUUGCAUAUUUCACUUUUGGAUUUCUUCAGUUUUCCAUCAUGAAAUUUGUUGGUGACAAUACCGCAUACAAUGUUAGAAGGCAGUACAUAUCUCGAUUGCUGAGAAAAGAUAUUUCGUAUUUUGAUGGUAUGUCUACAGGGCACUUGUCAAUUGUUCUUAAUGAUAACAUGGAACGAUUUCGCGAAGUUUUCAAUGAAAAAAUUGCACUUAUAAUUGCUCUUCUAACCGAUUUUGUGAUUGGAACUAUUUUGGCAUUCUACACAGAUUGGCGACUUGCUUGCUACGGAACUGUGUUUUCGUUUGGAAUUGUUUUAUCCGGUCUGUUGGACUCUUGGGGCAAAAUGAAAAAUAACGAGAAACAAAAUGAGCAUAUUUCAAAUGCAGGUUCAAUUGCGUUUCAAGCUUUAGGUUGUUAUAAAACAGUAUCCUCUCUAAAUGGACAGCAGCAAGAAGUUGAACGGUAUACCGAAGAAUUAAAGAAUGGCGAAAAAUAUGCAUUGAAUCGUGCUUUUGUAUUUUCUCUUUCGAGAAGUGCAGAUUACUUUUUUACCAAUGCUCUCAAUUUUGUGAUUCUUUAUUUUGGUGCGAAUAUGAUAUACGAAGGAACAAUAGAACCUGGGGUAGUCGUCCGAAUCUUGUAUUACAUUCUCUUUGGUUCUUAUUGUCUAGGUGAAGCAAUUCUUCAUAUUUCGCGACUUGCAAGUGCAAUACCUUUAACUGUACCAAUUGCAGAUAUUUUGCUCGAUAGUGAUGCCACGGCUGAUGAAUUCUUCAGUGAAGAAAUCAAAGACACAUUUCAAGGAAUUAUUUCUUUCAAAAAUGUGCUAUUCUCAUAUCCAACUCGUCCUGAUGUACCAGUGCUAAAAGAAAUAUCAUUCAAUGUUCAAGGUGGAGAGUGUAUUGCUUUGGUUGGUGCUAGUGGAAGUGGGAAAAGCACAGUAAUACAGUUACUCUUACAUUACUAUAAUAUUGAUUCCGGUAGAAUUUCAAUUGACGGAAACGAUAUAUACAACAUUAAUAUCAAGCAGCUCAGACAAGCAAUGGGAGUUGUAUUUCAAGAACCCGUGCUUUUUAAUACAAGCAUCGAAGAAAACAUUAGAUUCGGAAAACCUGAUGCUACUGAACAGGAAAUCAUUGAUGCGUUGAAAAAUGCGAAUGCUUUUGAUUUUGUUUGCAACUUCCCAGAUGGAAUCAAAACGAUUGUUGGUGAGAGAGGAGCUCAACUUUCGGGUGGCCAGAAACAAAGAAUCGCAAUUGCAAGAACAUUGGUAAGAAAUCCAAGAAUCUUACUACUCGAUGAAGCAACUAGUGCCUUGGAUAAUGAAAGUGAAUUCAUAGUACAAGAAGCACUUCAAAAAGCUUCAAUUGGAAGAACCACAAUUGUUGUUGCCCACAGAUUGUCCACAAUAAGAAAUGCAAAUAAAAUUAUAGUCAUGGAAAAGGGAGAAAUCGUUGAAGUUGGAGAUCACAAACAGUUGAUUGCCAUGAAUGGUGUUUACAACAAUCUUGUGCAAACACAACUUAUGAGCACAAACUAUGAGAAAAUGAAUGAAAAUGAGGAAAGAGUGACAAGACAAUCGUCCCAUUCUGAUUUUCCGUCAAAUGAAAUUUCCCAUCAGAAGAUUGAUCAAGAAGAUGAUUAUGUGAAAAAAUUGAUAGCCGAAAUAAAAGAAGAAGGAGCUAAAAAAUCAAAUAUUUGUGAAAUCAUUAAAUACUGUCGUUCGGAAUACUGCAUUCUUUUUAUAGCAGUGUUAGGAAGUGCUAUUCAGGGAAUAUAUUACCCACUUUCUUCACAACUCAUGAUUAAGUCUUAUGAGGCAUAUGCAUUCGAUAAAGAUGAAAUGUUAAGCAAAAGUCAUUUUUGGGCACUUUCAAUUUUGUUUUUGGCCUUUACUCGCCCAAUUUUCAUCUUCUUUCAAUAUUAUUUCUUCGGUAAAACAGCAGAAAAACUAUCUAUCAAACUUCGAAGCAUGUCAUUCAAACAUUUAAUGUCUCUUCCUUGUGCAUUUUACGACGAUCCGUGUCAUACUGCUACGAGACUAUCCAAUAGAUUAAAUGCAGAUUCUUCAAAUGUCACUGCUGCAGUGGACGAUCGCCUUGGUAGUGUUAUUAUGACUCUAGUAGCUAUUCUACUUGCAGUUAUCAUGUCAUUUUUCUACAGUUGGAAAAUGUCAUUACAAGUUCUCAUGUUUUGCCCAUUACUUUAUCUAGCCGGAUAUUGCAAUGACAAUUUUGUUGAUCAAGCUGUGGAGGAGGAUUCAAUUGCUUUUGAAAAAAGUAACAGGGCUGCGAUUGAGGCAUUGGAAAACGUCAGAACUGUUCGAGCACUUAACAUGGAAAACAGAGUGAUUUUACUUGUUACUUCUCAUUUACAAAAAAUUCGUAAUUCUUAUUUCAAACGAGCUGUAAUUCAGGGAACUGCGAAUGGUUUUGCAUGCAGUUGCUACUUCUUUAUUUACGCCGUUUCGUUCAAAUUCGGAACUUGGCUUGUCUUACGUGAAGAAAUUCUACCAAUGGACACUUACCUAGUGCUCAUGACGUUAUCAAUGACUGCAAGCUACGCUGGUUCCGCAGUUGCAUAUCUUCCAGAUCAUCGAAAAGCAAUCCAUGCAGCCGGAUUAAUAUUCCAUUUAUUUACCUAUCCUGCAAUUAUGCCCUACGAUUCAUCACAAGGAAAGCGAAAUAUUAAAAAUGGGGAAAUUGAAUUAAAAAAUGUUUCAUUUGAAUAUGCUCAGCGCUCAGACAAAAUGAUUUUGGAUGGUGUUAGCUUAAAACUUCCAGCAGGCAGAACAUUGGCUCUUGUGGGACCCAGUGGUAGUGGUAAAUCUACUAUAAUAUCUUUAUUGGAAAGAUUUUAUCAUGCUGUAGAUGGAGAAGUCAAAAUUGAUGAGGAAAAUGUGGUUGACGUCAAUUUGCACCAUCUUCGCGAAAGUGUAUCUUUAGUUUCACAAGAACCCGUAUUAUUCAACUGCUCAAUUAAAGAAAACUUCUUGUUUGGAAUUUCUCACAAUGCAUCUCAAUUAGAAAUUGAUCAGGCAUUAAAAGUUGCAAACGCUUUUAGUUUUGUAAGCCAGUUCCCACAGGGUCUGGACACACUUGUUGGUGAACGUGGAGCUCAGUUAUCCGGUGGUCAAAAACAAAGGAUUGCGAUUGCUCGAGCAAUCCUGAGAAAUCCAAAAGUUCUUCUAUUGGAUGAAGCGACGAGUGCUCUGGACAGUGACAGUGAAAAAGUAGUUCAAAAUGCUCUUGACACUGCAAGUGAGAGACUAUCCACUGUUGUUGUUGCACAUCGGCUAUCAACAGUAGUCAAUGCAGAUUCCAUUGCUGUUCUGAAAAACGGAAAAGUUGCAGAACAAGGAACACAUGAAGAACUAUUAAGGAAAAGAAGUAUAUACUGGAGACUUGUACAGAAACAAGGAAUUCAAGUGGAAACUCUAAUAGAAUAAUUAUACAGUUUCAUUUUAUUUCUUAUUUACUUUGUUUUCUAAAAUAAAAACACAUUGUACAAUGUUUUUAAAUUUUACAAAUUUGCAUUGCUUUUUUUAAAAUUGCGGUGCAAAACACUUUUGUUAAGGAAUCAGAUCUAAUUGAAAUUAAAUUUGCCAGAAUUG
This is a messenger RNA of Caenorhabditis elegans, 3991 nucleotides long. It is a transcript of the gene pgp-5, whose product is annotated as P-GlycoProtein related. Gene Ontology annotation, molecular function: ABC-type transporter activity; ATP binding; ATP hydrolysis activity. The record is from RefSeq and is marked reviewed. Gene Ontology annotation, biological process: transmembrane transport. The transcript is spliced from 18 exons. Gene Ontology annotation, cellular component: membrane. Lineage: Eukaryota; Metazoa; Nematoda; Chromadorea; Rhabditida; Rhabditidae. The coding region runs from base 68 to 3826 and encodes 1252 amino acids.